Molecule: messenger RNA, 965 nt
Organism: Drosophila takahashii
Lineage: Eukaryota; Metazoa; Arthropoda; Insecta; Diptera; Drosophilidae
Gene: GXIVsPLA2
Product: phospholipase A2 group XII
Biological process (GO): lipid catabolic process; phospholipid metabolic process; arachidonate secretion
Cellular component (GO): extracellular region
Molecular function (GO): calcium ion binding; A2-type glycerophospholipase activity
Source: RefSeq, a predicted model, not a curated record
GAUAGGGAUAGUUUAUUAUUACGCGCACACAACAAAUAUCUCACCUUUUUUAAACGGAAAGUAAGCAACAGAUAGCAAACAUGCAGUUCUCCUGGAUGAAGGUGGCCAUAUACCUUCUCACUUUCCUCACAUACGCAUAUUCCGGAUACGGAUCCAGCACGAUAGUUCAUCUAAGGGAUGCCAUUAUAGCGGCCGAGGCAAUAUUUGGUGACGUGUUCAAGAACAUGAUAGUUCUGGUGCGCAAAUUUCGCACGGUUCAUGAGGUUUUCGAUGCGGCUGUGGACGAGAAUUGCGUUUACCAAUGCCCCGCUCCGGAUAUUGGAGGACCAGCCCCUCGGGCGGUUCAGAAUAAGUUCUAUACCCCAACCGCCGAUGGCUGUGGAUCCCUGGGUCUGCGUAUCAGUACGGACUAUCUGCCGGCCAAGGAGAUGGAGACCUGUUGCAACGACCACGACAUCUGCUAUGACACCUGCAACAGCGAUAAGGAGUUGUGUGACCUUGAUUUUAAGAGAUGCCUCUACAAACACUGUGAUAGCUAUGAAAAGUCCAUAGCCAGCGAUCUUAUGGUAAAAGGGUGCAAAGCGGCGGCAAAGAUGCUGUUUACCGGCACUUUGACCCUGGGAUGCAGGUCCUAUUUGGACUCCCAGCAAAGGUCCUGCUAUUGUGCUCCUGCCAAGAGCUCCUCCUACAAUGGCAACAAACAGAGCAACAGCAGGGAGAGACAACAGCGCCAAAAGUAUGGAUGGAAGGAUCGGAACGAGAUAUAGUACAGGAUCACUGCUUAUGAGGGUGUGGGACACGAGGGGUAUUUGAAUAAGUGCGCGUUAAAUGUUUUCGUUAACCUGUUUUGUGUUAGAUUAUGAAUGGUUGUCCAUUGGUCUCCCGAUUCGACGAAUUUCAUAAUUAUAUACCAAAUAGUGGCACGUCCAGACUGUUAAAUAAAUUGAUAUUUUUACCUAUUAUAA